Molecule: messenger RNA, 2028 nt
Organism: Astrephomene gubernaculifera
Lineage: Eukaryota; Viridiplantae; Chlorophyta; Chlorophyceae; Chlamydomonadales; Astrephomenaceae
Source: the annotation of a GenBank genome assembly
CCUGGUCGCCUUUCGCUUAACUUAUUGUUGCUUAUCACUUGCGCCACAAACGGGCCUUGGCGCUCUGCUCCUGAACGAUAAACCUCGAAAUCCAACUAAAGUAUGCACACCCUAAAUUCCAGAGACGCGCGCACUGGCGCUAAAGUCAGAUCUUUAGGUUAUUCACUAAACAUACGAACUACAAAGGCAAGCAGAGGGAAUGUGCGGUUCGUCGUCCCACCGCUUGCUGCUGCUGCAAGCAUACCGCCCGGCGCGACGACUAGGUCUCCGCCUGCCGCCGUCCUCCAACACCGCUCCCCGCAACACCUUGCACCAUCCCAAUCACGAACAACGACGCCGUUAAAACCAACAAGUGUGGGAUCUGCAAUCCCCAGCACCCACCGUCCAUCAGCAAGACUAUCACCACCACCAGCAACAACGGAAGCAGCAGCAGCAGCCACCGCAAGCCCAGCUCCCCCUCCCCCUCCUCCUCCCACCACCACCACAUGCUCCACCACCGGUACCGUUACCGCUGCCGCUCUCCUCCCCCGCCGAGCCCUGCUGCUGGCUCUGCUCCCCGGCUACUGCAUUGCCACCUCGACAACACCAGCGGCAGCAGCAGCAGUUAAUGUGGAGUCGGCAGCGGAACAAGCCUCCCUCCUUGCAGGAGCCCCCCAGUGGCCGCCCCUCCCGCGACCCGCCAUAGACCCCAGCCUGGCCCCCGACCAGUCCAAGUAUGACCCACAGGACCCCGAGCUGCGUGAGGCGGCCUCCCUGCUCCGCAGUGCGCUGUCCGCCCCCUCGCUGGCUGCGGAGGAGGCCGGCUGGAGCCGCAUCAUUGACACGUACGGCGGGCUGGACCGGCCCUGGGUGCCGGACCUGGUGGGUCGCGCCUGGGGCAACCGCGGCAACGCCCGCAGCCGGCAGGGUCGGCUGUCGGAGGCGCUGCAGGACUACAACACCGCACUGCAGCUGUGCCCCUGGGCAGUGGACCCGCUGCUGAACAGGGGUGUCGUACUGGAGGCGCUGGGUCGCUUCCCCGAGGCGGCUGCGGACUACCACGAGGUGCUGCGGGUGGCGCCGGACGACCCGGCGGGAUGGAACAACCUGGGCAAUGCGUCGGGCGGCAUGGGCGACUGGCAGGCCGCCGUACAGUACUACAGCCGUGCCGUACAGCUGGCCCCCAACUUUGCGUUUGCGGCCGCCAACCGCGCCGUCGCGCUGUUCCAAGUUGGGCGGCAGGAGGAGGCGCUGCGUGAGAUGCGCUCGCUGCUGCGGCGCUACCCGGACUUCUCCGACAUGCGGGCGGCGCUGGCGGGGGCGCUGUGGGCGGCGGGGCGGGAGGGCGAGGCGGAGAGCCAGUGGGCCCGUGUGGAUGACCCGCGCUACCGCGACCCCGCCUGGCUGCACGGCAGCAGGCGCUGGCCGCCCGCGCUGUGCGAGUCGCUAGGAGCGCUGCUGCGGCUACAGUCGCUGCCGGCUCCUUCCGGUGAAUGAACUCAAUGAAGCGACUGGGGCGGCUGGGGCGGGGGCGGGGGCGGGGGCUAGCUGAGGGAAGGGAGGGGAAGGGAACUCGGUAUCGUUACCGAAUCGGGUGCGAACACGAAAAUGGUCAAGGCAUAGGCAAAAAGAAAGGAAGGGAGAAGGGAAGAAGGGGAGAAGGGAAGACGUGGAGAAGGCUGAGGGAGGCUGAGGUUGCUGUGUUGCAAAAGUUUGGAUAAGUGAGGGAAUGGGUUGCUAGGGAAUACGGUUGGCGGCAGUUUGCGAUAACAUGACAAGGCGUUUGCAUGGCAUGACGGGAAUGCUCGGAUUACCAGGCUGUGGAGAUGUAUGUACCCACACUACCCAACAGCAGGACCCAUCUCGUUUCGGCAUGCUGGCAAAUGAGGCAGUGCGGGGACUAUGCGACGAGCCACCUUGGCCAUCCAAGAGCACCUAGCAGCUAGCGGAGGUGCCGGCAGCAAAGGGGUGAUAGGGCCUCCCUGCCCUUAGGCUUCCUACAGCGUCGCUGGCGUCCCUGUACGAGCAUGUAAAGAAGGAAUCCUGACG